Molecule: messenger RNA, 1742 nt
Organism: Rhopilema esculentum
Lineage: Eukaryota; Metazoa; Cnidaria; Scyphozoa; Rhizostomeae; Rhizostomatidae
Cellular component (GO): nucleoplasm
Molecular function (GO): ubiquitin protein ligase activity
Source: RefSeq, a predicted model, not a curated record
UCUUGUAUUUGAUCAAGAAGAGUGUCUUCGCGGCAAAACCUUAUCGAACAGCAAGCAAGCGGUGUAAAUUUUCGCGCAGAGCUCACAGUUAGGAGGAAAAAGAAUGGUUAUAUAGUCACUCAUUCUCCAUGGUGAAGGAAAUAUGGCAUGUUCCAUCGGAUAUCGCAUUGGUUUUAACAUGUGUUGUAGUGUCAUUAGCAAAACCAAUAUGUAUUGUCCUGCGAAUGUGGUGUUGCUUUAAAGACACGGGCAACUUCCUGGAUGGCGAGUGCAGCAGCCCAACAUCUCAAAUGCAGUAAAAUCCCAGUAAAAUACACAACAGAAGGCCCUUUUUUACUCAUUAAACAGCAAUGCCUGAUCGACGUGAAAUUUCAUUCUAUGAUUCGAUUGUAGAAGAAGUCACGUGUAUCGUCUGCUUUGAGAGGAUGAUUGCUCCGAAGACACUUAAAUGUCACCAUGUCUUUUGCUCGGCAUGCAUAGGAAGAAGCAUCGGCAAAAAUAAGAAGAUUCGAUGCCCUACAUGUAGAAAAAAUACAAAGGUAAAAAAUGGAGAUCCUGUCUCACUACCUACUGCAUUUAUGGUAAACAGAAUUGCAGACAUCCUUGAUCGCUACCAGAUAACAAGUCAGAAAUACAGCAGUGACAUCGUUUAUGGAUUAGGAAAUCACAAGAAUCCCACUUCCACCGUUGUUUUGAAGGACUCUUCCAACGUACACGAUUAUCUGGAUAAUGAACCAAAACAUGGCUCACAAGCCACUGCGAAGGUCGCAAAGCUAAAAGAUGAUGCGCUUUUGAAACAGUUCAAUCUGAGAAGAACGUCACUGCCAGCAGGAGGAAGUGUACCAAUGGAUGAAAGCAGGGGUGGGGAUAAUAAGCUUAGAAGGAACACACAUCCCAUAGUUGCUGAUCAACUUGCUGUUUCUGCCCCUGCAAAUCUUGUUUGUGCAAGUACUAUGCACAAAAAGGGAGUCAAAUUUGAUGUUAUUCUCGAAAAGACCCCCAACUGCAGCGAAGAUGAUCAUUCUUAUCACAUAGAGUUAAUCAAAAUUGACUUUGUAGUAGACGAGAAAGUAGAAAUUGUUGUACGCAAACGUUGCAAAGCAAGUAACCAGUGCAGUUUACUACCGGGUAGCCUUAAUGCAGUCUUGAGCGACUCUUCUGGUAACAAUCUCACCUUCAACGUAUUAAGUCUUCCAGAUCAUUGCUGGAAGCUGUCAUGUAAACCAUUUUGUGAAGGGAAGUUUGCAGCAGUUAUCAAAGUUGACGAGAGACUGAUUUUUGCAAGUGAUUUGUAUGUAAGCUCUCAUUUUACUGCUCCUAUAGAAGUUUGAGAUUUGCAACACUUUUGGUGCCUGUAUCCAAUAUAUUUAAAGAACUAAAAAAGGCAGACUGAACUGUAACCGCCUCAUCAAGGAAACCGGCGCAAAAAUAUGGAAUAUGGAACAAUGAUUUGAACUAACAAAAAGGAAACUCGCAAAAAGGUACGAUACCCAAUGUUGGGAGUAUCAAUUUACGCGAAGUGCCUUACUCGCAAUGUUAAACAUUUAAUCUGAUAUAAUCUUUUAAGUAUAGGCUACUAAGAUACGACCAGGCUUCACUGCCUACGGGAAUCACAAAAACAAUACAAAUUUCUUAUCCGGAUUGAGUUAUAUUGUGUUAGCCCUGUCAAGAAAACUGUUACUGGAUCGUAUACGUAUGAUAUUUAUAAUACUUAUCUGCAAGUUCUAUGAUCAAAUCCUUGA